CACAUAAGUGCAUACGAUCAAGAAGACCUUCAAGUCCUUGUAGCAUUCUUGCGUUUUCUUGAUUUGAUAAUAUUAUGGGUUCAAUCUCAACCCAGAAGCCGCCUCAUGCAAUUCUAGUCCCGUACCCUGCACAAGGCCAUGUGAAUCCCCUUAUGCAGCUUGGCAAGCUCUUGCACGCCCGAGGCUUUUACAUCACCUUUGUGAACACUGAGCAUAAUCACAGACGCCUGAUUCGAAGCAGAGGUCAGGAAUUCAUCGACGGUCUUCCUGAUUUCAAAUUUGAAGCUAUCCCUGAUGGGUUGCCUUAUACUGACCGUGAUGCCACCCAACAUGUCCCUUCACUCAGUGAUUCUACCCGAAAGCAUUGCUUGGCUCCUUUCAUUGACCUUAUUGCGAAGCUGAAAGCAUCCCCUGAUGUUCCUCCAAUUACUUGUAUAAUCUCAGAUGGUGUCAUGGCCUUUGCCAUUGAUGCUGCUCGGCAUUUUGGCAUACUAGAGAUCCAAUUUUGGACUACCUCAGCUUGUGGCUUCAUGGCUUAUCUCCAUCAUAUUGAGCUCGUCAGAAGAGGCAUCGUCCCUUUCAAAGAUGAAAGUUUUUUGCACGAUGGUACGCUUGAUCAACCAGUUGACUUCAUUCCUGGAAUGCCUAACAUGAAACUGAGGGACAUGCCCAGCUUUAUCAGAGUCACAGAUGUGAACGACAUAAUGUUUGAUUUUCUGGGAUCAGAAGCUCACAAGAGUUUGAAAGCUGAUGCUAUCAUUUUGAACACCUUCGAUGAGCUUGAGCAAGAAGUGUUGGAUGCCAUUGCAGCCAGGUACUCCAAGAAUAUUUAUACCGUUGGCCCAUUUAUCCUGCUUGAGAAGGGCAUACCAGAGAUCAAGUCCAAGGCAUUUAGAUCCAGUUUAUGGAAGGAGGACUUAAGCUGUCUAGAGUGGCUUGACAAAAGAGAGCCAGACUCAGUUGUGUAUGUAAACUACGGCUGUGUUACUACAAUAACUAAUGAACAGCUGAAUGAAUUUGCCUGGGGUCUGGCAAAUAGCAAGCAUCCAUUUUUAUGGAUUGUUAGGCCUGAUGUUGUGAUGGGUGAAUCUGCAGUAUUGCCUGAAGAAUUUUACGAGGAAAUAAAAGACAGAGGAUUGCUGGUGAGCUGGGUACCGCAAGAUCGGGUUCUUCAACACCCAGCUGUUGGUGUCUUCCUUUCACAUUGUGGGUGGAAUUCAACCAUAGAAUGCAUUUCUGGUGGUAAGCCAAUGAUCUGCUGGCCUUUCUUUGCUGAGCAACAAACAAAUUGCAAAUAUGCAUGCGAUGUGUGGAAGACAGGAGUUGAGCUCAGUACUAAUUUGAAGAGAGAAGAACUUGUGAGUAUCAUCAAAGAAAUGAUGGAAACAGAGAUAGGAAGGGAAAGGAGAAGAAGGGCUGUGGAGUGGAGAAAGAAAGCCGAAGAAGCCAUCAGUGUUGGAGGAGUUUCUUACAACAACUUUGACACAUUCAUUAAGGAGGUCAUCCUUCAACAGCAGACCCAGUAAUCAGACAAGUGCAUGUGGAACUAAGAGACUAUAAGACAAUAACAAGGCUUGUUCCUGCGUGAGAAUAUAUUAAAAAAACAAAAUCCAAAAAGAUUAUUGUUUAAAUAUCUAGUAAUGCCUUUAGUUAAUUCCAAGAUAUAUGUUUUUGCAGUAAAGUUGUGUAAGUGAGAGUGGAAGACAAAAUCCAGUGUGAACUGUGAGUGCUCCACUGGAUUAUAUUCAUGGGUUUUUGUAUCUUGUUAAUUGAUAAUUAAAUAUUUUAGUUUCUGCUUGUAUAA
Manihot esculenta (cassava) is the source of this 1804-nucleotide messenger RNA. Its product is annotated as linamarin synthase 1-like. Gene Ontology annotation, molecular function: UDP-glycosyltransferase activity. The coding region runs from base 75 to 1526 and encodes 483 amino acids. Lineage: Eukaryota; Viridiplantae; Streptophyta; Magnoliopsida; Malpighiales; Euphorbiaceae. The record is from RefSeq and is a predicted model, not a curated record. The transcript is spliced from 2 exons.